AUGAUUGCCGUAGGUACUCAUCAUACUAUCCGCGCUUCGUUCAAGAAAUACACUUUCGACGGCAGAAUUCUUCCUAAAUCCUUUGGAUUGGGAAAACAUUCUCCAGACCAGUGUAUACUACCAACGCAGGUGCACUCCACAACUUUCUGUUUAGCCAUUCAAACAUUCUCAGCACAUCUACCAAAGACGCGAAGAUGUGCAUCGUGCAAAAAGCCGAAUUUCGAGAGUGCCACCAUUUUCGAAUUCCGGGCGUCACUCUCCAGCGAUGUGGAAAUGUACCAUGCGGCCAUUCUUCUUACGCCGAAGGUGUUGCAAUGCUGGAAGGUUCUUGUUCAAGCUGCAAAUACGGACGAAGCAAUAACAUCCCUAAAGGUAUGUAUCGAGUCAAUAACGGAUUCCGAUGUUAGAAGUCUCAAGACUAACGUGAUAAAUAGUAGAGAACCGCACCUCACAGCCCUGAGAACUCGUUUCGGUAACUAUGGGGACCUAUGCGAUUCAGACGUGGGUCUUUCAGUCGCCUUGAGUAGCGGAAGACACUACGAUGAGAAAUUGGCUGAGAUAACAUUUUGGGAAAAGCAACACCAACGGAUGUACUUUGGACCACGCUCACCUAGAGAUGAAAGAGCAACGGCAAUGCAAGAAUAUUCGCGAGCAUGCUCUUGGAGAACCCAUGCUGAACGCCUAGCACUCUUGAGUCAGAUCAAGAACCAGCAACAACAGGAGUCACAGGCACAAGCACAAAGGGAAUCGAACCCUCGGCGCAGACUGGACAUUCUGGCUAUUGCCGAUAGAUGGCGAGAAACGCGGAGACUUGGAGGGACAAUAGAGACAUUGCAAGCAAUGAACGAGGCUGAGUAA
Molecule: messenger RNA, 858 nt
Organism: Glarea lozoyensis ATCC 20868
Lineage: Eukaryota; Fungi; Ascomycota; Leotiomycetes; Helotiales; Helotiaceae
Exons: 1
Coding region: 1-858 (285 amino acids)
Source: RefSeq, a predicted model, not a curated record